AUGGUGUUCAGAUUUCCCGUCAAGUUUGAGCUCCCCAAGCACGUGUACCUCAACGGUCGUGUGAUUAAGGAUGCCUUCAAGAGAACCCAGGUUGCAGAGUACGAGGUGACCAGAAACGCUCUCAGAUACAUUGCCAGAAACACCACCCUUCCGCCAAAAGCCCGUUUGGAGGCCCAGUUGCAGCUCGCUUCUAUGCCUAAGUACACCUCCCCAACUCAGGUUAGAGAACGUUGUAUUGCAUCGGGUAACUCGAGGUCUGUGAUUACGGACUUCAAGUUGAACAGAACCGAGUUUAGAAACAGAGCCAGAAGGGGCCAGAUCCCCGGCGUGUCUGUCGGCUCGUGGUAG
Molecule: messenger RNA, 348 nt
Organism: Candidozyma duobushaemuli
Lineage: Eukaryota; Fungi; Ascomycota; Pichiomycetes; Serinales; Metschnikowiaceae
Gene: MRP2
Product: mitochondrial 37S ribosomal protein uS14m
Exons: 1
Coding region: 1-348 (115 amino acids)
Biological process (GO): translation
Cellular component (GO): ribosome; mitochondrial small ribosomal subunit
Molecular function (GO): structural constituent of ribosome
Source: RefSeq, a predicted model, not a curated record